GGUCUUCAGUGAAGAUGGCGGACGUAUCGGGCAGCAAUGGUGAUACGGCGGGUCCCGUGGGGAAGGAGGCGGUGGAUCGAAUGAUCCAAGAGAACAACCACCUCUUCACAGAUGUCCAGUGUAAAGUGUGCAAUGCAGUACUCAUUUCUGAGUCCCAGAAACUCGCCCAUUAUCAGAGCAAGAAACAUGCAAACAAAGUGAGGAGAUAUACAUCUAUUCACAAAGAGGAGGAGUUUAAUGAUGGGAAAAAAUUGAAGCUAGAUUCAAAACAGGAGAGCAGCCAUGGCGAUGACAGGGAUCGGUGCUGUGCCAUCUGCAACAUGACCUUUUCUUCCCCCAUCGUGGCCCAGUCUCACUACCUGGGGAAGACCCAUGCCAAGAACAUGAAGUUGAAGCAGAGUAACUCCCAGGCGGAAGUUCCAUCAAAACUCCCCAUGAAUGCCCCUGGCCUCAGUGAAGACAAUAGUGACACAUCUGAUCCAGAUAAGUUCUGCAGCCUCUGCCAUGCCACUUUCAACAACCCCUCCAUGGCCAAGCAGCACUAUGUUGGCAAGAAGCACAAAAAACAGGAGACCAAAGUCAAACUGAUGGCUCAUUAUGGCAAGAGCAAGGACUCCCCGGUAACAGCUUCAGAAGCUGGGUGGGGCUACCCCUGCAACACAUGCAAAAUCAUACUGAAUUCCAUAGAGCAGUACCAGGCGCACAUCAGUGGCUUCAAGCACAGGAACCAUAUACCAGGAGCUGUGCCGAUCCUAGGACGCUUUCCAAAGCAGCAGUAUGUUCGAGAAGAAACAGUGUCCUCAGGAGACUACAGUUAUUUUAGCCAAGACUCCUAG
Messenger RNA from Gracilinanus agilis (Agile Gracile Mouse Opossum), 836 nucleotides. RefSeq names its product zinc finger protein 346 (gene ZNF346). Lineage: Eukaryota; Metazoa; Chordata; Mammalia; Didelphimorphia; Didelphidae. The record is from RefSeq and is a predicted model, not a curated record. Gene Ontology annotation, molecular function: zinc ion binding; double-stranded RNA binding. The coding region runs from base 15 to 836 and encodes 273 amino acids. The transcript has 7 exons.